CACUCGUGUUAUUAUAAUUAUUAUUAUAAAUUAUACUUCGAUUUAACUUGCCGGUGCACCAUUUGUUCAUUCAGCCGAGUGCAAUAAACUUAAGUUCUGAUCCUUUUUGAUACACAGUUAUAUUUAAAUCAUAAAAAUGUUGAAGGGAUUUACAGCUUUAGUAACUGGAGGCGUUUCUGGAUUAGGACGUGGUACAGUUGAAAGGUUUGUCAAACAAGGAGCACAAGUAGUAAUUACUGACCUUCAAUUAGCAUCUGAAAAAGGAAAGGAGCUUGCUACAUCAUUGGGAUCCAAUGCUGUUUUUACUCCUAUGGAUGUAACUUCAGAAGAAGACGUAACGAAAGCUUUAGAAUUAACCAAAAAUGAAUUCGGUAAGCUCGAUGUACUUGUGAAUUGUGCGGGUAUAGCAGCGGCUUUCAAAGUCUACAACUUUAACAAAGAGAGGCCCCAUUCUUACGAUACUUUUAAACAGAUUAUUGAUGUCAAUACUUGUGGAACUUUUAAUGUGAUUCGAUUAGCAGUAGGCUUAAUAGGGAAAAAUACACCUAAUAAUGAUGGACAACGUGGAGUUGUGAUAAAUACCGCUAGCGUAGCAGCUUUUGAUGGCCAAAUGGGUCAAGCAGCUUACUCAGCAAGUAAAGGAGGAAUUGUAGGAAUGACUUUGCCAUUGGCUCGUGAUUUAGCAUCUCAAGGCAUAAGAGUCUGCACUAUUGCACCUGGAUUAUUCGAUACACCUCUGUUGCAAAGUCUGCCUCCUAAAGUCCGUGAUUUUCUAGCAAAUUCUAUACCGUUCCCACAGAGACUUGGUCAUCCUGACGAAUAUGCUCAAUUGGCUCAAGCUAUUGUUGAAAAUCCUCUUUUAAAUGGAGAGGUUAUUCGUCUUGAUGGGGCUCUUCGUAUGAUGCCUUAAAUAAAUGACGAAUUUUCAAAAACAACUGGAUCAUUUUUAAUUGAACCAUCAUUCUUGAAUUAAAAAUAUUUUUUUACGAAUCAAUGAAAUUGUUUUGAAUACCUUGUUAAACUGUAUAUAAUAAAUUUUUAUCAGUGCACCAAA
This is a messenger RNA of Chelonus insularis, 1054 nucleotides long. RefSeq names its product scully (gene scu). Gene Ontology annotation, molecular function: estradiol 17-beta-dehydrogenase [NAD(P)+] activity. The record is from RefSeq and is a predicted model, not a curated record. Gene Ontology annotation, biological process: fatty acid metabolic process; estrogen metabolic process; androgen metabolic process. The transcript has 3 exons. NCBI's taxonomy places the organism in Eukaryota, Metazoa, Arthropoda, Insecta, Hymenoptera, Braconidae. Gene Ontology annotation, cellular component: mitochondrion. Bases 137 to 910 code for a protein of 257 amino acids.